Emiliania huxleyi CCMP1516 is the source of this 2472-nucleotide messenger RNA. RefSeq lists its product as hypothetical. NCBI's taxonomy places the organism in Eukaryota, Haptophyta, Isochrysidales, Noelaerhabdaceae. The record is from RefSeq and is a predicted model, not a curated record. The transcript has 11 exons. Bases 1 to 2472 code for a protein of 823 amino acids.
AUGACUGCCAGCUACAGGCUCAGCGCCGCUCUCGCCCUGCUAUCACUGCCUCGCGGCGGUGAGGGCACCUCCAUCAAGACGGACUACCUCCCUCUCGGCCACGUGCGCACGGACCCGAUACUCUCUCAGACGUGCCUGACGGACCACGUCCACACCUUUUACGGACCAAAUGUUAUGCCGCGCCCCGAGGUUACGUUUGAGGACCUUGUGGCAACGACCGAUAACACGGGCAAUGUGGAGGAGAAUAAGUCUCUGUACUGGCACCCGACGGUCUACAGAUACGAUCAGCUCACCGGCACGUACACCCGCAACGAGAUUGGGCAGUCCUCGGCGUAUUACAUUUGGGCGAACGAAGAUAGCCCGCGCGCCUUUCCGCCGGGCUUCAGGAUGAUUGCGGGCCGGAACGGCGACACAGAGUCCGAGUUUCCCAACGCUUUUGCGGAGUGCGUGGAGCCUAGCCCGUGUUUGCGACCUGAUGGCUGCCAUACAGAGAACGACUUCUUCCCGCGGGAGGCGUGUGUCGAGCUCGAAGUGUCAAUGUUCUUCCCCAACUGCUGGGACGGGCGGCUCGAUAGCGCCGACCAUGCGUCGCACGUGGCGUACACAAUCGAGGGAGGCGAGAUAUCCUUCUUCUUCCGCAUCUUCGACUACGACGGCGGGUGGCACACCUUCUCCGACGGGUCGAGCACCUUCCACGCCGACUACAUCAGCGGCUGGGACCAAGAUUUCAUGCAGGGCGUCCUGGACAACUGUGAGACAGAGAGCUUGGGGCCCAACCCAGAUAGCUUUUGCGAGGAGCACAUCACGUUCCGUGACGGCCCAAAGUGCACCGACGAGGCGACCUGCGACUUUGCCAGCCCGAUCCUUCUGGAGAAGUUGCGGCAGAUCCAGCCGCGGACCCUGCCAGACAUGCGGGCCGGCAUCUCACCAGAGGCGACGGAUGUCGUCUCAUCUCUCCCGCGCGGCACGUGCACCGGCACCCUCCUUCUUCCUCCGGGCGUCGCGGCCAAGCCGCCUCGACCCCCGGCGCAGCCCCCUGCGCCGCCAGAGCUUUGCGACGACGAUGGCGCCGUGUGCGGCCACCUGAACGACGGGGAGUGCGAUGAUGGCGGGGCCGGGAGCGUGUACAGCCUGUGUCCCUACGGGAAGGACUGCACAGAUUGCGGUGCACGGGUCGCGGGCUGGGCGAUCCCCGACGCGAGGCAUGAGGUCCGCUGCUGCUCCGGUACGCAGCUCGGUGCGAUGUGGGACAAAAGAGCCGGUUGCGACGUGUGGGCCGAGUCGGACGGACCGGAGAUGGGCGGCUGCCACCACGGCAAGACCUUUGAAGAGGCCGAGGCCGUCUGCGCCGGCGCAGGCGCGCGCCUCUGCACCAAGGACGAGCUCGCGUCGGACUGCACGAGAGGCACCGGCUGCGGUCAUGACAGGGACCUCGCCAGAUCCUCGGACCCGCUCGAGUCUCGGCUCCUGCGGAUCGAGUCGCUCCUUGAGAGUCAGGCGGCAUCGAUGGAGCGCCUGGAGUUCGCGGUGACCGGCCUGACUGCCAGGAGGGACAGCGGCCACUCUGAGCGUCGGCCACUGCCGCUCGACGCGCUGCUGCUGCCCUCUGGGCGGGAGAGCCCGCCGUCCACGCCUCAGUCGUCCCGAGGCCCGCCGUCUCCGCCGCCGCCGCCCUCGCGCCUCUCGCUUGGCACCGCGCAGCCUCGCGCCAGCGGCUUGGAGCACUGCGAGCGGUGCGAGGGGUUCCUGUGGAAGCAGGCGCAGCACACGUCGGGCUUCUCGCGCCGGUGGUUUGAGCUGGUCGGCAGCGAGCUGCGCUACUACGAGGCCCCACCAGCCGCCGGCGGGCAAGCGCCGCAGCCAAAGACGGUCGUGGUGUCGGGCGCGACUGUCGCCGUCGCCGCCCCCGCGCGGGAGGGCGGACGGCACCGGCUGCGCCUGACGCCCGCGCCCGACAAGCAGAAGCGAGGGAGGUGGGUGGGCGACCAUUUCUCCUUUCAGACCUACCACCUCGAGGCGGAGAGCGAGGAGGACGCCACGCGGUGGCACGAGGCCCUCUGGGCUCGCGUCGCGGGCGGAGGCCCGUUGGCGGUCGUCGCGAGCCUCACCAGCCCGCCCGCCCGCGGCAGCAUGGCCGAGCUGCAGCAGGAGGGCGGGCUCGGCGUGGGGCACAUUGGCAGGGAGGAGGAGUGGAGAGGCCUCGAGGAGUGGCUCGGGCGCGACAUGGGGCAGGACCAGCUGCAGCCCUUCUUUGACUGGGAGCUGGGCAGUCUUGCGGGCGGGCCCGCAGACUUUGCGCUCGCCACCUUCGAGAUCGGCGUCACCUCGGGCGGGCUGGUCGCCGCUGCGGACGAGGCGGCGAGAGCGCUCGUCGAGGAGGCGGUGCCGCUGCUCUGGUGCUCGCUCGAGCCGCGAGAGGGCAAGGUCGCCACGCCGUACGCGGCAGAGGCGCGCCCACCUCUCCAGCGCUAG